Messenger RNA from Prunus armeniaca (apricot), 2400 nucleotides. The record is from the annotation of a GenBank genome assembly. NCBI's taxonomy places the organism in Eukaryota, Viridiplantae, Streptophyta, Magnoliopsida, Rosales, Rosaceae.
AUGGCAACUCUGAGUGAUAUUGGGGUCUCAGCAUUGAUCAAUAUACUGAGUGCCAUAGCUUUCCUUUUGGCCUUUGCUUUUCUUAGAAUUCAACCUGUCAAUGACAGGGUCUAUUUUCCCAAAUGGUACAUUAAUGGCUCCAGGACCAGCCCAAGGGGCUCUGGCAACUUUGUGGGCAAGUUUGUAAAUCUCAACUUCAAGACUUACCUCACUUUUUUGAAUUGGAUGCCUCAGGCCAUGAAAAUGAGCGAGUCUGAGAUUAUCAACCAUGCUGGCCUUGACUCUGCUGUUUUUCUUAGAAUUUACAUUCUCGGCUUGAAGAUUUUUGUUCCAAUGGCAGUCCUAGCACUCCUUAUUCUCAUUCCAGUCAAUGUAUCAAGUGGAACAUUAUUUUUCCUAAGGAGAGAAUUAGUUUUGAGUGACAUUGAUAAGCUCUCUAUAUCAAAUGUGCGCCCUAAAUCCAUAAGGUUUUUUUUCCACAUAGGAUUGGAAUACUUGUUCACACUCUGGACUUGUUACAUGUUAUACAAGGAGUAUGACUAUGUAGCAUCAAUGAGGUUACAAUUCUUAGCUUCUCAACACAGGCGUGCAGAACAGUUCACAGUAGUGGUUAGGAGUAUACCACAUGUCUCUGGUCGCUCAGUAUCAGAUACUGUGGAUCACUUCUUUCAAAAGAACCACCCAAAUAAUUAUCUUUGUCACCAGGCAGUGUACAAUGCAAACAAAUUUGCCAAACUUGCAAGAAAGCGAGAUAGGCUCCAAAAUUGGCUAGACUAUAACCUCCUUAAGUUCGAAAGGCAUCCAGACAAAAAACCAACUACAAAGAAAGGAUUUUUGGGGCUUUGGGGUGAAAGCGUUGAUUCCAUCGAGUACUACAAACAACAGAUAAAGCAGUUUGAUAAAAUAAUGACACUGGAACAACAAAAGAUUCUCAAAGACCCCAAGUCUAUUUUGCCGGUUGCUUUUGUAUCUUUUGAUUCACGCUGGAGUGCGGCUGUUUGUGCACAGACACAGCAGAGCAAGAAUCCCACACUAUGGUUGACAAAUUGGGCCCCAGAACCCCGGGAUGUUUAUUGGCGUAACUUGGCUAUACCUUUUGUUUCUUUAAGCAUCCGAAAACUUGUAAUAACGCUUUCAGUGUUUGCUUUGGUGUUCUUCUACAUGAUACCCAUAGCCUUUGUGCAAUCGCUUGCAAAUUUAGAAGGCCUGGAAAGAGUUGCUCCUUUUCUCAGGCCGGUUAUAGAAUUGAAAUUCAUCAAGUCAUUUCUACAGGGCUUUCUUCCUGGCCUUGCCCUCAAGAUAUUUUUGUACAUUCUCCCAACUGUAUUAAUGAUCAUGUCGAAAAUUGAGGGGCAUAUAGCAUUAUCAACCCUUGAACGGAAAACAGCAGCAAAAUACUAUUACUUCAUGUUAGUGAACGUAUUCUUGGGAAGCAUAGUGACUGGAACAGCUUUUCAGCAACUGCAUGCUUUCCUUCACCAAUCUCCUACCCAGAUUCCAAGAACCAUUGGAGUUUCUAUACCAACGAAGGCUACCUUCUUUAUUACAUAUAUAAUGGUUGAUGGGUGGGCUGCAGUUGCUGGUGAGAUUCUCCGUUUAAAACCAUUAGUUAUAUUUCAUCUGAAGAACAUGUUUUUGGUAAAAACGGAAAGAGAUAGAGUGAAGGCAAUGGACCCUGGGAGUGUGGAUUUUCCAGAGACUCUCCCAAGUCUUCAACUAUACUUCCUUCUGGGUAUUGUGUACGCUGUGGUUACCCCAAUCCUGCUUCCUUUCAUACUAGUCUUCUUUGCCCUUGCAUACUUAGUCUACCGUCAUCAGAUAAUCAAUGUGUACAAUCAACACUAUGAAAGUGCUGCUGCAUUUUGGCCACAGGUCCAUAGCCGCAUUAUAGCAAGCUUAGUGAUAUCUCAACUACUUUUGAUGGGUUUGCUAAGCACAAAAAAGGCUGCUAAUUCAACUCCAUUUCUUGUUGUUCUACCCAUAUUAACAUUAUCAUUCCACAAGUACUGCAAGUAUCGUUUUGAACCUGCAUUCAGAGAGUACCCACUUGAGGAAGCAAUGGCAAAAGACACAAUGGAGCGAACUGCGGAACCUGACCUAAAUUUGAAGUCAUACUUGGCCGACGCCUACUUGCACCCCAUUUUCCGGUCAUUUGAGGAACAGGAGUUGGUUGAAGUCAGAAUAGACAAGCAUCAAACUCAUGCUGCCACUCCCAUAACAAGCGAACUCAGUUCCCCCUCUCCACCCCAUUAUGUCCAUCAGACACCCCCAUCUCCUCCCCAUUAUGCCCAUUAUCAAUCAUCUCCACCCCAAUACGUCUAUAAUUCAAACUCUCCUCCCAGUUAUGAGUAUCAUUCAACCUACCCACCACAUUAUGCCUAUUACAACGAAGAACCUUGA